AAAAACUACCUCUAUAGGAGCGUGACAGCAGCGAGCCCUGGCUUCCCGGCGGCUCAGGACGAGGGCAGAUCUGGUUCUGGUGCAGGCGGUUCACAUUCGCUCCCUGCCACCGCCCGCGGCUCCGUGCCGCCAAGUUUUCAUUUUCCACCUUCUCCGCGUCCACCCCCCAGCCCCUGGCCGAGAGAAGGAUCUUACCGUCCCGGAUUGCUGGAAACACCGAAAGGUGGUUUUUGUUUUUAAAACUCCUGUUUCUGGGGAGGGGGUGUGGCGGGGCAGGAUGAGCAACUCCGUUCCUCUGCUCUGUUUCUGGAGCCUUUGCUGUUGCUUUGCUGCUGGGAGCCCCACACCUUUUGGUCCAGAGGGACUGCUGGAAGAUGAGCUCCACAAACCCAAAGCUAUACAGACUGAGGUCAAACCCUCUGUGAGGUUUAACCUCCGCACCUCCAAGGACCCAGAGCAUGAAGGAUGCUACCUCUCCCUCGGUCACAGCCAGCCCUUAGAAGACUGCGGUUUCAACAUGACAGCUAAAACCUUUUUCAUCAUUCACGGAUGGACGAUGAGCGGUAUCUUUGAAAACUGGCUGCAUAAACUCGUGUCAGCCUUGCACACAAGAGAGAAAGAUGCCAACGUAGUUGUGGUUGACUGGCUCCCCCUGGCCCACCAGCUUUACACGGAUGCGGUCAAUAACACCAGGGUGGUGGGACACAGCAUUGCCAGGAUGCUCGACUGGCUGCAGGAGAAAGAUGAUUUUUCUCUCGGGAAUGUCCACUUGAUCGGCUACAGCCUUGGAGCGCAUGUGGCUGGGUAUGCUGGCAACUUCGUGAAAGGAACGGUGGGCCGAAUCACAGGUUUGGAUCCUGCCGGGCCCAUGUUUGAAGGGGCUGACAUCCACAAGAGGCUCUCUCCUGACGAUGCAGAUUUUGUGGAUGUCCUCCACACCUACACGCGUUCCUUCGGCUUGAGCAUUGGUAUUCAGAUGCCUGUGGGCCACAUUGACAUCUACCCCAAUGGGGGUGACUUCCAGCCAGGCUGUGGACUCAACGAUGUCUUGGGAUCAAUUGCAUAUGGAACAAUCACAGAGGUGGUAAAAUGUGAGCAUGAGCGGGCCGUCCACCUCUUUGUUGACUCUCUGGUGAAUCAAGACAAGCCGAGCUUUGCCUUCCAGUGCACUGACUCCAAUCGCUUCAAGAAGGGGAUCUGUCUGAGCUGCCGCAAGAACCGUUGUAAUAGCAUUGGCUACAAUGCCAAGAAAAUGAGGAACAAGAGGAACAGCAAAAUGUAUCUAAAAACACGGGCAGGCAUGCCUUUCAAAGUUUACCAUUAUCAGAUGAAAAUCCAUGUCUUCAGUUACAAGAACAUGGGAGAAAUUGAGCCCACCUUUUAUGUUACCCUUUAUGGCACUAAUGCAGAUUCCCAGACUCUGCCACUGGAAAUAGUGGAGCGGAUCGAGCAGAAUGCCACCAAUACCUUCCUGGUCUACACCGAGGAGGACUUGGGAGACCUCUUGAAAAUCCAGCUCACCUGGGAGGGGGCCUCUCAGUCUUGGUACAACCUGUGGAAGGAGCUUCGUAGCUACCUGUCUCAACCCCGCAACCCCGGACGGGAGCUGAAUAUCAGGCGCAUCCGGGUGAAGUCUGGGGAAACCCAGCGGAAACUGACAUUUUGUGCAGAAGACCCUGAGAACACCAGCAUAUCCCCAGGCCGGGAGCUCUGGUUUUCCAAGUGUCGGGAUGGCUGGAGGAUGAAAAAUGAAACCAGUCCCACUGUGGAGCUUCCCUGAGAGUACCCUGGCAAGUCUUGCCAGCAAGGCUGGAAGACUGCCUGCUAUCCAAGCACAUGGAGGAGAGUUACUGCUGAGGACCCACCAAUGGGAGGAUUCUUCUCAGCCUUGACCCUGGAGCUCCGGGAACAACUGGUCUCCUGUGAUGGCCGGGAUUCCUCGUGGGAGGGGACUGUACGCUGCUAUAGCUCUUGCUGCCUCUCUUGAAUAGCUCUAACUCCAAACCUCUGUCCAUACCUCCAGACCACCAAGUCCAGAUUUACGUGUAAGCAGCUGGGUGCCCGGGGCCUCCCGUGCACACUGGAUUGGUUUCUCAGUUGCUGGGCGAGCCUGUAGUCUGCCUGACAAGGAAUGCUGGCUCCGAAGAGGCCCUGUGUAGAAGGCUGUCAGCUGCUCAGCCUGCCUUGAGCCUUAGUGAGAAGUCCUUCCAAUGGGAGCUGACUCUUGUCAGAAUGGCAGGUCUGGUAUCUUGUUCAGACCCUGACUGUUGGGGUUCUCAUGGGUUGCACUGACCACACUGGUUACAUCUUAGCCAUUCCGUCCUGCUCCCCAGCUCGCUCUCUGAAGCACACAUAAUUGGCUUUCUUAUUUUUCUGUUGUUCA
Messenger RNA from Piliocolobus tephrosceles (Ugandan red Colobus), 2383 nucleotides. It is a transcript of the gene LIPG, whose product is annotated as lipase G, endothelial type. Gene Ontology annotation, biological process: lipid catabolic process. The record is from RefSeq and is a predicted model, not a curated record. The transcript is spliced from 10 exons. Gene Ontology annotation, molecular function: protein binding; lipoprotein lipase activity. The coding region runs from base 278 to 1780 and encodes 500 amino acids. NCBI's taxonomy places the organism in Eukaryota, Metazoa, Chordata, Mammalia, Primates, Cercopithecidae.